Messenger RNA from Mizuhopecten yessoensis (Yesso scallop), 8842 nucleotides. Its product is annotated as sprouty-related, EVH1 domain-containing protein 2-like. The record is from RefSeq and is a predicted model, not a curated record. Lineage: Eukaryota; Metazoa; Mollusca; Bivalvia; Pectinida; Pectinidae. Gene Ontology annotation, cellular component: membrane. Gene Ontology annotation, biological process: multicellular organism development; negative regulation of MAPK cascade. Gene Ontology annotation, molecular function: protein kinase binding. The coding region runs from base 485 to 1822 and encodes 445 amino acids. The transcript has 5 exons.
UGGUUCAUCCCGCAUGUUAAGAGACAAUGAAACUAUAAUGACAUUUUAUAAUAACAUAUUACAUGUAUAGGCACUGAAACAAUUUUUCUUCGUACUUAGAAAUCACUUGUAAUAUGACAUAUGUCCUGUGGUAUAUUUCAGCGCACUUGCAAAGGAAUUAUUCGAUACGAAGUAGUUCGUGCUAUAGGUGAAAUAGCGUCGCCAUAUUGGUCAAAAUAUUACUACGCCAUCUGAUAAUAAUUCGUUAUUUUGGAGUUUAUGGACAACAUGGACAUUGAAAUCAAUUUUGUGUCUAUCGGAAAGUAUUUGGAAUUAGUGUCUGACCUAAAUUUGGAUUAACAUCGAAAAUAAAUCAAGUUUCUGGACUAUUUUCAAACGCGUAGUACAUUGCUCAAAAAUGACUCUGUCGAUAUCGUUUCCUGUCUGGAAUUGCAGGAUGAUUUUUAAGAUUAAGAAUUCCCAAUUUAUGAUGUAGGGAUGAAAAAUGUCAGAAACGCCAGCGAAGGAUGAGGAGUUUCUUGUGCGUGUACAGGCACAAGUUAUGACCAGGGAUGAUUCAAGUGGGGGUUGGGUGCCAAUGGGAGGGGGUGGGCUAAGCAAUGUGGGUCUACGGAGACUGGUGAAGACAAAUGGUGAAGACCACACUAGGAAUGAAUAUUUAAUACUGGGAGAAAGACUAGCAGACAAAUCAGUGGUGCUGGACUGUAUACUAAAACGAGAUAUUCGUUAUACAAAAGCCAACCCUAAAUUUCACCACUGGCAGACUGAUGACAAGAGGUUUGGUUUGACAUUUGAGAGGUCUGACGACGCCAAGGCGUUUGACCGGGGAAUUCGGCGUGCAGUUGCUGAUCUAGUGGACGGGGUGUGUAAUAUAGAUGGAGAUGAAGAGGUCUUUGUGCUGCUGGACCUUCCAAUGUCAGGCCAGUCAUCACAGUCUGCCUCCACAACAUCUACAACCACAAGUAGCCCUACCCCUCAGUCUCCGGAGUCUACAAUAUCGGGCCUACCAGAGUCCUUCCAGUUCAGCCCACAUGCUAAUCAUGGGCAUCUACACCGGGUGCACUAUAUCCCUUCAACGUCACCUCACCGGAAUGUGACGAGCGGCAGUGUCAAUAAGCCCUCAUCACCCCCUAGUGACAAAUCUAGUAGUAGUAAGUCAGACACAAUCGAUACUAGUAGUUUCAGUCGAGAUGAUAUAUGGAUCAAGCCUGAUGAUCCAACAUCUUUGAGCGGUAAAUCAGAGCAGGUUCUUCUAGACUGUACAGAUAAUCUAGAAAUGAAGGACUACCAAUAUGUAAUAUUUGCCAAAAGUAAACAACAUGAAUAUAGCUAUCCGACCUUAGAGUCAGUACAGAAACCACCGUCGAAACGUGAAUCGACAAGUAAUAUCAAGAGACAGCCUUUGAUCCAGCAACUCCCACCUUUACCCAGAAAGCAGAAAGACAAGAAUAGAAAAACAACACAACGGUUGAUACCACAGCAGAAGUCACGGUGUAAACACUGCCACGAACUGUUUUCUCAUGAGGAGAAUGGGCGGGGCAGUUGUGAGGAUGCACCUGAUGGGUUGGAAAAGUGUAUAGAAUGUGUCACUUGUGUGUGGUGCCCCAAGUGUAUUAUCUACCACUGUAUGUCCGACCCAGAGGGAGACUAUGGACACCCGUGUAUGUGUGAUACAACUGAUGACUCCAACUGUAAGAAGUGGACUGCUUUGACAAUUCUUUCCCUGUUUGUUCCGUGUUUAUGGUGCUAUUGGCCUCUGAUGGCCUGCCACAAGUGUGGGGUAGCCUGUGGCUGCUGUGGGGGCCGACACAAGGCUGCGUAGCAUGUGUCAAAGAGCCACCAACAUACAUACCAUAAUUGUUUUCGUGGAGUGCGUUAUCAAGCUGUGAUAUUUGGUCUUUAUUUCUGAUCUGUUAUUUCCUAUUUUGAACUACAUUUGUAUACUAUCCUUUUAAAUUCUCAUACAUUAAAGGUGAGUCUAUUUAUGGCUCAGACUUUAAUUGUGAGACACUUUGCAAUGUUUGGAUAUUAUAUGGUAUCAGACAGAGGUAGUAUUGUCUCCCCUUAAUGAAAUGAAGUGAAAAACAGUAGGUCUGGCAAUGGUCAAAUAGUUUUAAUUUCAAGAAUUACAGCUUGUGACAACAAUCUAAUUGCAAUUUAUUUGCAUUUUGUCACCUUUUGGCAGUUCAUGUAUUGUAUAGAUUCUAGAUUAGAAUUUUAUUUUGAUAUCCACAAAGGGUUGCUUGUGAAAUUCUCGAUUUAAAGUUAAGCUACCUCAAGCUCUAAAUGAUUUUUUUUCAUAUCUUGCCUACUACACAAAUAUUUUGUAACUUUCUUUCGUUUUCAUUAACAACUAUAUUUAUUUCCUAGUUUCUGUUCUGAUGUACCAUAUAUAUGUAAAAUAUAUUCUCAUUGUAUCCUGUUUAAUUAAGAGUUCAAAAUGAAAUCUACAAAUUAAGAAAAUAACCUAUGACAACAUGUGAAGUGUGGUGAGAUGAAUGCCUGGUGUUGGAAGAGGUUAGCCAUCCCUAUAUUAAUGAAUUACAAGAAUUGUAUUAUACAGUUUGUUUAGAUAGGAAUGAAUCAAGCGUUUUGACUGGAAGAGUGGUUUGAUACAGAGGGGUACCACUGUGGUGGCUGUAACACAAACAGUACAUUUAUGUAUGGUAGAGAUCUUCUGUCCCUCUCUUUAUGUUUUGAGCAAUCUAAGUGCCUACAAUUCAGUGCUUAUUUUUUCUGUCUACUUACACACACAGUGUGAUUCAGAACUUAGGAUAGUUGACAUAUUUAUGUCAGAAUAUUUAAUUUGCAUUAACGUCCAAGAAAGGUGAGAUCUCGUGUAACAGAUCACAGCAUACAAAUUUGUCUAACAGUUUACCCAUGCCAAAAAAAUAAUUUUUUGAUUCAAUUUAAAAAAAUAAUUGAUAUUGAUGUUGUGACUCUCAGAAAGUUUUUUAUUUCAAUUUUCAAACUCUUGAGUGCUAUAAGAUGAUACAGACAGCUGUGUUUAACUGUUGUUAUAAAGGGUAUAUAACUGCUAUCUUUUCAGGUGUAUAAUUCCUGUCAUUGAAAGUGUAUACUUGUAUAAACCUUUCAUUGGUGUUUGACUCCUAUCACUGAAAGUGUAUACAAUCCUUGAAUUAAAGGUGUAUGAUGUCUUUGAUUGAGGGUGUAUGAUUUCUUUAACUGAAGGUGUAUGACUUCUUUAAUUGAAGGUGUAUACGUAUGACUUCUUUAAUUGAAGGUGCAUGACUUCUUUAAUUGACGGUGCAUGACUUUUAAUUGAAGGUGUAUGACAUCUUUAAUUGAAGUCAUUUACAGUCCUUGAAGGUGUAUGCCACUGACUCCUAAUAUUGAAGGUGUAUAUAUACAUGUACAUGCCAUUCAUUGAACAUGUAUGGCUCCUGUCAUUGAUACAGUUAUAUUCUUCUGAUUGGCAAAUUAGGUGGUAGAAAAAUAUGUUGUAGAUCCUGUAAUUUGAGAUUUCACUUUCAGCAUCCCAAGCAACAGUUAAGGUAUAUUGUCAUUCCGCAACUUUAUGUCUGAAGAAGAUUUUAUGUGUUCAAAUAAAACUGUUUACCAUAGUCUAGCUAAACUUAUGUAAAGAUGGAGUGUGAAAAGUAAAAAAAUAUUUGUUCAGAUUGAGUAUGAAGGGUAGGGGUAGGUUUGUGAAUAGAUUUAGUGUGAAAGGUAGAUAUAUGGAUUGAGUGAGAAUGGUAGGAAUACACGCAUAUAAGAUGGAGCGCGAAGGGUAGGUAAGUAUGGGUGUAGAUGAAAGGUACACACAUGUGUACAGAUUAAGUGAAGAGUGAAGGUAUACAUGAGCUCAGAUUUAGUGAAGGAAGGUAUACAUGUGUACAGAUUAAAUGAAGAGGGUAGGUAUGCAUAUGUAUAGAUUAAGUGUAGCGGGAAGGUAUACAUGAGUACAGAUUUAGUGUAGAGGGAAGGUAUACAUGUGUAUAGAUUUAGUGUAGAGGGAGGAUAUGUGUGUACAGAUUGAGUGUAGAGGGAAGGUACACAUGUGUAUAGAUUUAGUGUAGAGGGAAGGUAUACAUGUGUACAGAUUUAGUGAAGAGGGAAGGUAUAUGUGUGUACAGAUUGAGUGUAGAGGGAAGGUAUACAUGAGUACAGAUUGAGUGUAGAGGGAAGGUUUACAUGAGUACAGCUUUAGUGUAGAGGGAAGGUAUACGUGUGUACAGAUUUAGUGUAGAGGGAAGGUAUAUGUGUGUAUAGAUUUAGUGUAGAGGGAAGGUAUACAUGUGUAUAGAUUUAGUGUAGAGGGAAGGUAUAUGUGUGUACAGAUUGAGUGUAGAGGGAAGGUAUACAUGAGUACAGAUUGAGUGUAGAGGGAAGGUUUACAUGAGUACAGCUUUAGUGUAGAGGGAAGGUAUACGUGUGUACAGAUUGAGUGUAGAGGGAAGAUAUAUGUGUGUACAGAUUAAAUGAAGAAGCUAGGUACACAUGUGUACAGAUUGAGUGUAGACGGAAGGUAUACAUGUGUACAGUUUAAGUGUAAAGAACAGGUGUAAAUGUGAACAGAUCGAUUGAAGGUAGGGGUGUACAUGUGUAUAGAUUGAGUGAAGGAUAUGUAUACUGAGUAGUGUGUACAGAUUGAGUACGAGUUAUCUCCCAUUAUGCACCAGGAUAGAGUCCUUAUGCUCGCCUUUUAUUAUCUUACAAAUAUGUGUUUAAGUGCAAAAGUGUUGUCAUAUGCAGAAAGAAAGAGGAUCUAAGAAAAUUAAGUAUUUGUCAGUUAAAUGGCCAUAUGCUUUUUGUUUUUCUGUAUUGUUUUUGUUGAUUUUUUAAAACUUUGUUUUUGCUGGUAGUACCGACAAAAGCAGUGCUGUGUAUGUUGAGGUUAUUAAGUUCUGGAGUUCUGUUGCAACAUGUGUUUUUAAAGGGUGUUUUUUAUUUCUAUUUCUUUUUUAAUUUUCUGGGAAUGGUUUAACUUUAAAGAAUUUUCCAAAUUCAUUAAUUUUAAUUUACAUUCUUAACAUAAGUGUUAUACCGUUUUGUUACAUGUAGUUUUGCAAUAAAUCUAUUAUGUAUUUUCCAGGGUUGGGAGGUUUUUCAAAUACUUUAUAUUUUAUUCUAAACACAGGCAGGGAUAUUUGAAACUCUAAUAUUAAUUCAUGCUAAAUUUAAAUGCUCUGAAAUAAUUCCAUAAUUGUUCCACAAUUUAACAUACUACUACAUUGUGAAACUGAAUAUGUUAAUUACUAGGUAUAAAUACACGCAAAAAGUUGAUCAAUUCUACAUUUGAACUUUUGAAUUUCUUUUCAAAGAAAGAUCUGGAUUACUUUUACUGUAAACUGUAUACUUUUGAAACGGUCAUUUUCUUGUAUAAUGUUGUGUAUAUAUAAUACUACCACAGAUAUUCUCAGAGUUAUUUCAACUCACAUGUUAUUUUUUUUGUAUACCUCAAUAUAAUGGUUCUCUAGCCGUUAUCUCUACACAGAUGUGUUCGUCAGUGACUGUCAUAUCAAGAUCAUGCAUAAUGAAUAUUCCAUAGAACAUCACACUUCAUCACACCGUCACAUUCAUUAACAUUUCUAUCAAAAUUAAAAAUUGUAUUGCUAAAUAUUUUGCGUCUGUAUGUUUUAUUUAUUUAAGUAAGAAAAUAGUAUUAAUUCGACGAAUAAUACACUAAUUUUCCUACAAAAGAUAUUAUUUAUUCCAAGCAACUGCAAUUCCAAUGUUUUCAAUAUAUUUCUGAAGGAAACGAGCGACAUUUUUGAGAUGCAUAACAUUUCUUGCACUUAAAAUGAAAUAUAAUCAAGCUAAUGAUGAAUAAAUAUAAAAUUGAGAUGGUUGUAAAAUAUUCUGCAUAAUUAAAAUUAAAAUGGUUGUGAGUCAUUAUAAACAUUGUCACAUUUAAACUGAAAACAAUUUAAAAAAGAGCAUGGUGAAUUCCACUUAUCACAAAGUUGCUAGACACAAUAUUCCUGAUUUUGUUGUUUUUGUAACAGGUUUCACAGUUGACUCCUUUUUAAGAGUCUUCAUUAACUAGAUCAGUAAACAGAAUUUUGACUAAAGAAAAAACCCAGAAAAUUAUACAUUUUCAAAAUGUAACGUGUCCCCGUUUAUCAAGUAUAAAUGCUGUAUACACUGAUUUGGAUAAUGAUUCAAACCUUUCAGUGUGCUUUAAAUUUAGUGAAAUUUGUUUUAAUGUAAGUUUUGCCAAAGAUAGUUUGGUUAUAGUGCUUUACCUAAGGGAUGUGCUGUUCAUGUCAAAUUAAGACAUGCCCAUUAAGUGCAAUAUUUUUUUCAUUAAUAUCUUCAUUGACAGCAAAUCUGAAAAAUAUAAUUUUCUAUCAACAAGUAACUGAUUUUGUAGCCAUAGGAAAAGAAUGUGACAUACUAGCCAACCCUUAUACAGUGUUGUAGCUUAUCAUAUUGUAAGGGCCCUGUAUCCCUACGUUCAGACCCCUAACCGACAGUUGGUCAGCCAUUUUUAUAACCAAAUCGUUCAUACUGUGGAAUUAUGGAACUGUACUAUUAAUAAUUGUGAUUCAUCUUAUUUUAUUCUCAGUGCUUCAAAACAUUUACAGAAAGUUUGAAUAUGUAAUGCAGGUUUUACUCUGGUCUGAGCUGUAAGGAUACAGAGGUCUCUGAAUCGCUCUAGUCUAGGCCACAGACAAGGUCAGCAUUACAGCCAAUCAUACUGUCGUCACUUGAUCUGCCCCCACAAUGUAUCCAAAGCUAAGUGUUGUGUGACCAGGUUUGGGAUUAAAUGAUGUCAUUUAAACGUGACAUCAUUACAGCAGUUAGUUUGUAGGAAUGUGGUGGCAGGUGAAUUGAGCCAUUUACAGGGACUAACAUUUAGGAUGUUAUGAUAUAUUGUACAUAUAUUAGUUGAUAUACAGAUGGUUGUAAUCUGAUAAAUCUGUGCAUGUCACAAAGAAGUCUAUGUGUUCAUGGAUAACUACACAUUGCCAUUGAUUAGCCUUAUGAUUGCUAUUGUUUUUUGUAUAUGAUGGAAUGGCUGUAGUGGUUUGUGUUGUGGACUCCUGACAUGUGUGCCUGUAGCCCAGACUCAUUUUGCUUAAUUUGUCUUUACAUAAGUAGUUCAGCCUGAUUCUAAGGUUAACUACAGAAAUGUGGAGGGUUAUCUGUGACACUCCAAUGGAUGAAAGAUAUAAUUGUCCCGACAUAAAACUACAUCAAGGGACAUUAGAAAAAGCAAGACCCCAUUAAAAUUUACAAUAUUUUGUAAAAUAUCUCAUUAAUUUGCAUUUAUAAACUAAAUACUUUAAAUCAUAUGAUAAAUGAUAAUCUACUAAACCCUGUAUGUGCUUGUACAUAUCACCUUACUAUGCUAUGAGGUUGUGGUUUGGUUACAUUAGGGGCGGGUGCAUAGUAAUUUUGUCAAUAUUGCGGGAAGUAGAUAUGCUGCAAGUUUUAUGUAUUAAGGGGAGGUAAUCUGGUGGUGUGGGGAGGUUUCCUUGUUUAUUAUUCUUGAGAAGGGGCAUUGGUAGGGUGGUAGGUUACUUGGUGAAAUUAUCUAUGAGAGGGGAAGAUUACCUGAUGGUAUUAUCCUUCCUGUUUUGAGGAUGGGGGUACUGGCGGUGAUAUUGGGGAGAUACUUCUUGCAUUUCUCCAUUGUAGUGUCACAGAGUUGGGCGUAUGCAAAUCUACUUGUUAUGGACUUUGGGAAGAAGUUCCUUAACUCAUUUUUACCUGGACACAAAUAUUGCUUUCAAAGGUAGAGAAUCUAUAGUACAAUUAGAACAGUUGUUGACAAUCAUGACAUAAAUGGCUUUGUCCUGUUACCUAAGUUUGUGUUUAUUUUAGUUUUUGUAAAAGUAUUUGUUAACAGUAAUUAUACUUAUGUGUUUAUAAUGAGGAACUAUUCACAUGUAUGAAGAGAAAAAGUCCCUCUUGUAAAAUAAUAGCAAGAUGAUGAAAUGCUGUAUUCUUCCCAAAGUACAUGAUUGUUGUGGAUUGUGUGUUGAAACUGUGUGUGUUGGGAAGGGCAGUGAAUGCUAUGUGUUGAAGCCUUGGACGUAGGGAAGGGCAGUGAAUGCUAUGUGUUGAAGCCUUGGACGUAGGGAAGGGCAGUGAAUGCUAUGUGUUGAAGCCUUGGACGUAGGGAAGGGCAGUGAAUGCUAUGUGUUGAAGCCUUGGACGGAGGGAAGGGCAGUGAAUGCUAUGUGUUGAAGCCUUGGACGUAGGGAAAGGCUGUGAAUGCUCUUUACAUGUAAACAACUUGUCUGUUGUUUUGAUUUAGAGUUUUGAGAUAACACACUGGCGAUUGUGUCUUAUGUGAGUGCAUGCAUUGUUAAAAAGUACGAGGGCAAAUGUUAUGUACACUGUCUGUGUGCCAAAUCCACUGUUCCUUUUUUUGUCCCUUUUGGGAACUUCUUUGAUGACCAUAUUGGAGGUGUAAGGGUGUAUGAGCUAGGAUUACGUGGUUUGUUGCAGAGUAAUUCAGAAGUAUGCUUUGUAUUUGUUAAUAUUGAGUUGUUGCAUUAUUUUAUAUAUAUAAGUCACAAGUCAAUAUUCUUACUGUUCAUGCAACUUUAUUUUUCAUCUAUUUUUUUUUAAUUCUAAAUAUAGGGAUGUAAUUGAAAAUUUUCUUGAAGAAUUUGUAGGAUAAGUAAUAUUUUCAAUUUGAAAAAUGAUUGAAAUGAAAUAAGAAUCUUGAUAUGAUGAAGUACUUGGCUGCUGUCUCUGUAUUUUGGAAUCUUUCCUUCCCCUUUUUACACACACAGAAAUGUGACUGAUUGAAUCAGCCAAUAUGUAGAUUGCCAUUUGAUUUAUACUCGAUGUAAGUUAACAUAAGGUGAUAGUAGUAUACCUAAGUUUUCAUAAUGUGGCCUGAAAUAAAACAAUGUCCGAA